Messenger RNA from Mixia osmundae IAM 14324, 1352 nucleotides. RefSeq lists its product as uncharacterized. The record is from RefSeq and is a predicted model, not a curated record. Gene Ontology annotation, cellular component: plasma membrane; eisosome filament. Gene Ontology annotation, biological process: eisosome assembly; endocytosis; negative regulation of protein kinase activity. The coding region runs from base 58 to 1302 and encodes 414 amino acids. Lineage: Eukaryota; Fungi; Basidiomycota; Mixiomycetes; Mixiales; Mixiaceae. Gene Ontology annotation, molecular function: lipid binding. The transcript is spliced from 4 exons.
CUCGUUGUGAGUGACGUGCUCAUUGCAGUCCAUCCCGACGUGUACAGCACGACAAGAAUGACAGAGGAACCGAUAAGCGGCUUGUCCAAGUUCUUCAGCAGCGCACGCGAGCAGGGCGGCCAGUUUGCGCGUUCACUGCCAGCCGUUGACCAGUUGCGCCAUGACCUGCGCUCUACCGUGCUCACUCACUCGCCCAACCAGAGCGCACACACGCUCAAGCUCGCACUUCUCAUUGCUGCCCAGAAGGGCACCGUCAUUGAUCAUCUGGCCGUGGCGAGAGAGACAAAGGCAGUCGCAAAGGCACUCUUUGACUGGUCCAACGAACAGACCAAAGACUCGGCGACAGACCUUCGUGACGUCUCUGAUCGAUUGGCCUAUGUCGUCUUCCAAGAGGCAGAGCUACACGCAGAGUAUGCUGCCCAUCUCGAACAGUCUCGCACCUUGCUGAAAGAGCUGCGCAACUUUGAGAAUAAGUUCUCGCCCAACAGGGACAGACGAUCACAGCUACAGCACCAGAUUGCCAAGCUCAAGACGAGCGCGAAACCGAACGGUACUGCCAGUCUCAAGCGACAGGCAAGCUUGCAAGACGAGCUCGACACGCUCGAGAAAGCCGACGUGCCUCACGAGAAAUCUAUCGAGAUGCUCAAGCGACAGAAGCUACGCGAGUCCUUUGACCUUCGCUUCACCGCACUGCAGCGUCUGGGUGAGAAGAUGGCCGUCCUGAGCUCCUACGGCCGAGCACUCGGUGCCGACCUGACCUCCAACGACCCAGAUGUCGUUCCUUACGCGGGCAAGGAUCGCACGGCGGCGAUUCGCGUGAACGCACAGGAAGCGCUGGAUGCCUGGUCGCCUUCUACAUCGUUCGUACCGCCCCCUCGUCUGGAGGCCAAGCCCGGCAUCUCACUUCAAGAGGGAUACACCUAUGCAUCGUUUGGGCAGACGCACAAGGACGACCUCGCCGCUAUGAGUUCGUCUGAAGCGACGCUGCCCGAAGCAGGCACGAGCGCACAAGCUAAGCAAGGAGACGGAACGCUCACGUCCAUGCUCAACAUGGCUCCCUCGCCUCUCUCGCCUGCCCCACCUCCCGAGAAAGUGCCUCGUCGUGGGUCCCUGUCUGCUACAGCCACUGUGGCACCUACAGAUGAGCCAGAGUCGCCCACAAUGGCAGAGACAGGUACGCCUAUUGUCGGCGGAAAUGGUCCAGUCUCUGGCCAGCUCACGAAUCGACGUCUGAGUCGUGGCGAGAGCGUGCGAACAUCUACAGACGGUCUCCCACCGUACGAGGCGACACAUCGAUCGUAGUGCAUGCAGUCAUCCUGUUGUUGUCUCGAAAGGAAGCGAGUGAUACUACA